GUGGUUAACAAUCUUAGAGGUUAAGCGGCAGAGCGCCCAGAUGCAGCUCCUACACUAAUUUUGAGGGAUGAGCUCAGUCAAGUGACAUCAGUCGUCACAGCUCAACUUCCACUACGAAGUUCUCUGAGAAGAACAAUGAACCGGAGACGGCAAGCCGAGCUCCCGCCAAAUCCUGCCAAUCCACAAGAGUUAAACAUUCCUCCUGAGUAUCGCACCACACUGAAAAAUGAGCCCUUCCUCUUGUACGAAAAUUUAGAUGACGAUGAUGCCUCUACUAUCCUAAUUUUCGCUUCAGACAGGAAUUUGAGGGUUCUUGGAGCUUCACAGACCUGGUUCAUGGACGGAACUUUUAAAGUCACACCAAUUAUCUUUCAUCAACUUUUUACAAUUCACGGGAUGAUUGAGGGUUCGGCGUUUCCCCUUGUUUAUGCCCUAGUCGAAAAUAAGGAAGAAGAAACGUAUUAUCAAGUUCUGAGAGAAGUCGUUGCACAUUGCAAUGCAAGAGGAAUUAACAUUGCAGCGCCUGACACGCUUAUAAGCGAUUUCGAAAAGGCAAUCAUCAAUGCAGGCAGAAGAAUGUUUCCAAAUGCGCAAGUGCGGCUGUGUUUUUACCAUCUGGGACAAAGUUCGUACAGGAAAGUUCAGGAACUUGGCCUACAAGCAGCCAACAUUAAUCCCGAAAAUCGAGAAUUAAAGAUUGCAGUUCACUGCAUGUUAAGUGUGGCUUUUGUACCACCAGAUGACGUAGAAGAAGUGUUCGAUGCCCUUGCCGAGACUCUUCCCGAUAAUUUACAAGACCUGGCGGAUUAUUUCGAAAGAGUCUACAUCAAAGGAAUCAGACGAAGACGUGGUCGAAGAACUCCUCCCCAAUACGCACCCGCUUUAUGGAACCAAUUUGAAGCUAUCGCAAAUAAUGAACCCAGAACAAACAAUCUUACGGAAGGGUGGCACCACCGGUUCAAUGAUUUAGUGGGGAAGAACCACCCCUCUUUUUAUCAUUUUCUCAGAGAGUUGAGGAAAGAGAAUGACGAUGUGGAGAACAUGAUCAUGGAGGUCGAGAUGGGAAGAACUGUCAAAAUGCCGCAAAGGUCAAAAUAUCGGCGUGUCAACGAAAGACUGCACCGGCUAGCGGGACGGUAUGAGGCGAUGAAAACUGCUGGGAGACAACUAGAUUAUCUCCGCGCGUGUGCGCACAACUUCGACCUGUAAGAGAAGUAAGUAAGUCUCUUGGUGGUUACUUCCUCCGCUAAAAUCUCUCAAAAUAGAGUCCGUUUUUACACAGCUCACAUCUACACAAAUAAAUUGUAGGUUGAAUGUUUUGUAGGCAAGAAAAACUGCAGGUAAAUUGCUUCGUAGGCAAAAUGCUUUGUAGAUAAAAUGUUGUAGGUUUAAAUGUCGUAGGUAAAAAGCUGUAGGUAAAAUGUGCCGUAGGUCAAAAGUUUGUAGGUAAAUUGACCUGU
Molecule: messenger RNA, 1460 nt
Organism: Bemisia tabaci
Lineage: Eukaryota; Metazoa; Arthropoda; Insecta; Hemiptera; Aleyrodidae
Source: RefSeq, a predicted model, not a curated record